CGGCGGCGCUGACGCAGCAGCAGCGCGGAGCUCGGGACUCGCGGCGCUCCCGCCGCUGGAUUUCUCCCCCCCGGGGCCUGCGGCAGCCUCCCGGAUUGGACAUUGAUCCUAUGACGCAUGCCCGGAAAAAACAACUUUUCCUUCUGAAACAUCCAGCUGGUUCUGCUGGCCAGGCCUCAUCGCCAACAGGCAGCAGGAGGAUGGACAGGGCCAAUGCAGAGCAGCGGGACGGAGAUGCCUCGGAGGCUCCAAAGUGUCCCAGUGGGUUUGUAGGGAAUAACAAAAGCAAGAGUUUGCGUGAAGUGCGGAAGACGUACCCGCUGCGGAGGCGGCUGCUCCCCUCGGUGAGCAAAAAGACCUGCAAGGUCCUCCUCACCAGGCUGGAGGAUGUAGCUGGCUCUUUGUCCAAACAGACCCCGAGCUGUAAAAAAAAGCACCUUCCCAGCUGGGUUGAAGGUUUGGGAUCUGCUUUGUUCUCAGAACAAGUUCAGCCUGUGGGAGCGAGCAAGAGUGAGUCAUCCGGGGAGAAGUGCACAGUGACUUAUCCCGGGCCGGAGCAGGACUUUGAUCCUGCUCCCUCGGAGCCCAGGAAGCGCCGGCUGGCCUCGCUGAACGCUGAGGCGGUGAACAACCUGCUGUUCGAACGGGACGAUGGCUUGUUAUCCGGCAGGCGCUUCCGCAGGGACUCUGGGAAGGCUGCUGGGGACUGCACCCUCAAGGGCUUGCAGUGCAAAGCUGGUGACAAUUGGCCUGCCCUGGAAAAACCGGCUGUGAAAACAGGGAAAGGAAAGAACCGGCAUGAGCCCAGUCAGAAAUGCAAUAGCUGUGAGCAUUCGCUGGAUGAGGUCUUUGAUGAUGGGGCAAAGAGGGAGGAUGGUUCCAUCUCCUACCAUCCCACCCCAAAGAGACUGGCCAGCCUGAAUGCCGUGGCCUUCUUGAAGCUGACCCAUGAGAAAGACCAACCCCUGAAACAGAGGAGUAAAUCGGACGGAGAGGCCAAGUCCGAGAACCACUGUUCGAAAUCUACACCCAAAUGGGCCAAAGCCGGACGCAAGAACUGUGUCAAAUCCAAGAAGGAAGUGGCUAGCUUAAAAAUGGAUGGGCAGCGUGGCUGGCAAGGCCAGACCCUGGGCACCUUUGGGAAAGGGGAGCAGCGGGACUCUUCCAGGCUCUACAGGACAGCAGAGCCCGUCCCCUACGAGUCGCUGCCUGGCUCCUACGCCAACACGGAGGGCUUCUACCACAGACUGCCUUUGCUCAUGGGAGGACAAGCUUCCAUGAAGCCGGAGUAUGGAAGACCUGGAGAGAAAUCCCCAACCCCCAAACAGGAAUUUCAUCAGCCUUCCUUUCCCGUGCAGCAGUUCCCUCCCUUGCCCGUGCCCGGGAAUCACGCGGAUUGUGGAUGUCUCUAUGAAUCCUCAGAUCUGACUCCGUUGAACGGGUUUUAUGUUUAUUAUGGCCAAAGUGGAUACAGUGGCUAUUCCCCCUGCUCCGUUUAUCCCAAGGACGAGCUGUCGCAGGCUGCGACCUGCGAGGGGCUCCUUGUAUCUUCCGGUUCCUUGCCAUCAGGUGCUCAUUUCCAGCCCCUGCACUGGUGCAGCUCUCCGUACUGCUGCGGGGAGGGAGCAGCCGUGAGCAGCUACAGCGUCUGCGGCGUGGUGCAUGUGCCGGAGGGCAGGAUCGGCAGCGUGCAUGCGGGACGGAGCAGCUACCCCUACAAAAUGCCUUUUGCAGCAGAAGGCUGCAAGUCUCUGGACCAGCUGAACCUCACAAUCCCAGUGGCAGGACACCCCGCGUCGCCUGCCCACCCGCUCUCAGGAUGUCCUGUGCCCAGCGUGCCACCAGCUGCAGAGCCCGUCCCUCACCUGCAGACCCCCAACUCUGACCCUCAGACCAUGGCCCGAGAAUGUCCUCAGAGCUCCAAGCCUCCCAGCGGCUCCAAGUCCGGGCUGCGGAAUACUCCAGGCUGCCUGCACGCCUCCAACAGCAAAGCGGCCGGGGGCCAUUCCCACCCCAAGCAGCAGCGGAUCAGCCGGCGCAGAGCCACCAACGGCUGGAUCCCCGUGGGCACGGCCUGCGAGAAGGCCGUCUAUGUCGUGAACGAGCCGGAGCCGGCCGUGCGCAAGAGCUACCAGGCCGUGGAGAGGGACGGGGAGAUCAUCCGGGUGCGGGACACCGUGCUCCUCAAAUCGGGGCCCCGCAAGAAAUCCAUGCCCUACGUCGCCAAGAUCUCUGCACUCUGGGAGGACCCUAAAACAGGGGAGCUGAUGAUGAGCCUCCUGUGGUAUUACAGACCAGAGCACACUCAGGGAGGCCGCAACCCCAGCAUGCACCAGAAUGAGAUCUUUGCGUCGCGGCACCAGGAUGAGAACAGCGUCGCCUGCAUCGAGGAGAAGUGCUACGUGCUGACCUUCGCAGAGUACUGCAGAUUUUGUGCCUUGGCAAAGCGUCGAGUCGAAGGGAUCCCGGGCAGGAAAACCAUCAUGGUUCCUCCCUCAGAGGAGUAUUCCACCCCUCUGCACCGCAAGGUGCCCGAGGACACGGACCCCGAUCUGGUUUUCCUCUGUCGUCACGUCUACGACUUCAGGCACGGGCGCAUCCUGAAGAACCCGCAGUAGCACAGCCCGUGGGCCGGAGCGCGGCGGGAGCGGGCGGCACCGCAGCGCCCGUGGCCCGGGACACCCGUGCACUCUCCCCCACCUCAUGCUGCUGCAGCUGGGAGCACCCAGUGCUCCAUCCUGGGACUCGGGAGCGUGCGAGGAGCGGAGCCCGUGGAGGGGGAGGCAGCAGUUGAAAGCACAGCACUUCAUUAAAAGCAUAAAUGAAAAUAUAUACGUAAAAAAUAAAUAUAUGUAUAUAGAUA
Messenger RNA from Lonchura striata (white-rumped munia), 2863 nucleotides. RefSeq names its product bromo adjacent homology domain containing 1 (gene BAHD1). Gene Ontology annotation, molecular function: chromatin binding; transcription cis-regulatory region binding. NCBI's taxonomy places the organism in Eukaryota, Metazoa, Chordata, Aves, Passeriformes, Estrildidae. Gene Ontology annotation, cellular component: chromatin silencing complex. Gene Ontology annotation, biological process: negative regulation of DNA-templated transcription; heterochromatin formation. The record is from RefSeq and is a predicted model, not a curated record.